UCCCCCCUUUCACCGCGCGCUGGAGGCGUGGAGCUCGCGCUCCUGACACUCUCUCCCGCAGUAGCUCUUCUCCAGCGAGCCCUCGUGACAUCACCCAGACACCGCGGCUGGAGAAAACUGUUUUCGAGCGUGCGUGCGUGUGUGUGCGUGCGUGCGUGUGUGUGCGUGGAAGCGCGAUGUUUUAAUACCGCCGGACGUGUUCGAGCAGAUCUUUUAAUUGGAGCGUAUAAAGCGGAGCAAAUUCCGUGGGAAUAGUUUGUUUUGCAAACACCGGAGAGCACCGGGGCUGCCAAAAAGGCCCUUUGUGAAAGAACGCAACUUCUGCGUAGCCCGCCGCGCGUGUUCUCGACAUGGAGUAGCUCGGGAGCGCCGUUCCUCGACUCGGUCUCUCGCUUAUGGACGACUGUAGUCCCCUUUCUCCAAAGGCAAACGCUUUCAGUAUCGCCUGUCUGAUUUCAGCGAGGGAUCAAGCGGGAAACGCGGCGCUUGACAAACACGCCACUAGCCCGGACAAGCCAGCGGCGCAAAACUGCUCCAGAUCCAUUAAAAUGCAUUACAGCACGGUCACGCGGGAAAUGGAAGCAAUAUCAAGCCCGUGGCUGACGCAGCUGUCCCAUUUUUGCGAUGUUGCAGCCUUCACGACCAGCAGCCUGAGCAGUCUCAAUACGCCUGGGAGUUACCAUCUCUCUCCUUCUCCCGGGGAUCCGUACGGCCACCAUGAAAGCCAGUUUGAGCCGUGCCCCGCCGCCCAGCACGGCUACAGCUAUACCGGAUCCAACCCGGCGCAGGCCCCGGCGCAGGCGGACACCGGAGCGUCCAGCUGCUCCUCGUCGUCGUCCGGCUCGACGCCGAACAAAACGCUGGUGAAAAAGAACCCUAAAGUGGCCAAUAUUAACGUGCAGUUGGAAAUGAAGGCGCUCUGGGACGAAUUUAAUCAACUCGGGACCGAAAUGAUCGUCACGAAAGCCGGGAGACGAAUGUUUCCUACGUUUCAAGUCAAAAUAUUUGGAAUGGACCCAAUGGCAGAUUACAUGCUCCUGAUGGAUUUCCUACCGGUGGAUGAUAAACGAUACAGGUAUGCCUUCCACAGCUCAUCGUGGCUGGUGGCCGGGAAAGCGGAUCCUGCGACCCCGGGGAGAGUGCACUAUCACCCGGACUCGCCUGCCAAAGGAGCGCAGUGGAUGAAACAGAUCGUGUCCUUCGAUAAACUGAAACUCACCAACAAUCUGCUGGACGACAACGGGCACAUCAUACUGAACUCGAUGCACAGAUACCAGCCCAGGUUCCACGUGGUCUACGUGGAUCCCAGGAAAGACAGCGAGAAGUACGCCGAAGAAAAUUACAAGACGUUUGUUUUCGAGGAGACCAGGUUCACCGCCGUCACAGCCUAUCAGAACCACAGAAUAACGCAGCUGAAGAUCGCCAGCAAUCCGUUCGCCAAGGGCUUCAGAGACUGCGACCCGGAGGACUGGCCCAGGAACCACAGGCCGGGCUCUCUGCAAAUCAUGAGCGCGUUUGCUCGAACCAGGAACCCCAUGUCCUCUCCCCCUCAGCAGAACGGCACAGAGAAAGAGGACAGCCGGAGAGAGUACGAGCGGGACCCCAGCGGCACCCCCCUGCACACGGACCCCGCUCACCAGCUGAUGUCCCGGGUCCUGAGCCCGGCCCUUCCGGUGCUGGGCGGCCUGCACACGGUGCCCCUGACCGCCGGCCCCCGGAGCCCGCCCCACGAGCUCCGCCUGGAAGGACACCCCCAAGCCCCGGACACCCUGCACCAUCACCCCUACAAAUACCCGAGCACCUACGAACACUACCUGGGAGCCAAAACCAGGCCGUCCCCGUAUCCCUCCCCGAGCAUCCGGAGCCACGGCUACCAUCCUCACAUGAACCCGGCAACGGCCAACAUGUACUCGGCGACGAGCGCGCCGGCCAAUUACGACUACGCUCCCAGAUAAUGACUCCCAUCGGCGCUCCGGAUCGGAUUCAGACUGAGAAAUUAAACACACACACACACACACACACGCAUGCCUCGAGUCCCAGACUCGGCGAACACGCCGGAAGCGGCGCCGGAAAGAGAAGCGCUCGUAUUUAUUGGCACAGGAGCAUCGGGACGAGGCCCCGGGGUCCGCUCUGGACGGCAGGGCUCCUGGAAACUGCAGUAUAACUAGUGUUCGGAGCGACUUCUUUAGACAAAUAAUGCAUUAUCACGGACUGGAAUUGAACUUUUGUGUUGGAUGCACUUUUUGUUUUCUCGCUUUUAAAAAGCCAUAAGUUAUAUAUCACCCUUGAGCCAUUGAGCUUCUAGAUAGAUGGAGUAUUUGCAUGUCGCGCUGUUUUGAAGGUGCCCAAAAGCCCUGAAUAUUUUUUAUUUUAUUUGUUUUGUUUCCUGGUUGAGAAUGAUUUGAGUUUUUUUUUUUUUUUAAACGCUAGACCACCUUUAGCAGGUCCGUGAAGCUUGUAACGUGGCACUGACGUACAGCAAUUCAAAUAAAGAAAGGAACGGGAUGCCUGCGCUGAACUUGUAAAAUAAACAUGAAAUAUUUUACCUUUAAACGCCGUUCUUCUCCAGAGCUCUUUCCCUCGCUUGGGAGGAAACGCAGCUUUCAUUCUCCCCGAGUGGAAAUACGUUUUUGAUUCGCAAAGAAACGAUUGAUGCGUUUAGUGGUAUCGGCCUGGGCCUGUUUCGACCCGGAAAAUAAAUGGUUGAGUACCACUAAACCAUACACUUAAUGUAGGUUUACUGAGUCCAUGCAAGUGACACACUGAAGGAGGCAAAAUUAGAAGAGUUUAAAGAGGAUUAAUGAUGCAAUGUUACGAAACGAAAGGCAUGCACGCGAGAAGAUUCUCAGAAGUGAUGUCAUUUCCGUCUAGCGCGCUUUAGAGGAAAGAACCGCGUGCACACGUUUGACCUCUGACAGCUAACGACUUUCUGGAGCAUCAAAGGUUAAACAACGUUUCCAGCCAUUUGAGCGACGACUAAUUGCUCGUAUCAUUUUUUGUUUGCGGCAACAGCUCGAAGCAAAGCACGAGAAGCAAAAAAAAAAAAACAGCCGCUUUUACGCAUUUCACGCACGCUAAAGAAAUCGCCAGGAUCAUUUUUUUUAACGCGUUUCCAUACUGGCUCAAUUAUAGCCUACUAUUUAAAUUGCGAUGCAUUUUAAAUAGUGCAAAUAUACAGGCUGAAUAAUGCUACGGUUCCUUUUUUUUUAACGAACAAAUGCAAACGUAAAUAUAAUCUUUAAAAAAUAUUUAUGUAUAUUUAGACAGCAUACUAGUAGCUUUUAAACAUGGGCCGCUUAUAUUUCUAUUCUGGCUGAUUAUAUAUAACCUAGCCUACUAUUUAAAUUAUAAUAUACGCAUUAUAACUAUUAAAAAAACCCAAAGAUGUCCUGAUACUCUUUUUUUUAAACGUCAAGUCAGCGUUAUUUGCAGCUUUUUACCAUGCAAAACGUGUCAGAGCAGCUUUACAGCAUUAGGAAAACGAAUAUAUCAUAUAGUAUAUAAUUAAUACACAAUAUGAUUAGGCUGCUUACUAGAUGCAUUUCAACUCAAAUAGCCUUUUUAGAAUACCGCCUGCUAUCUAAACGCUGGUAGUAUAGCUAGUUGUUUAAAUAUAGCUUGUGCAUAUAUAUAUAUAUAUAAUUUGCAAUGAAAUCUUUUAACAAUCCGUCCAUUGUCAAGUGAAGCGCUUUGGUGCGUCAGGGUCCGGAAGAGCGCGUCUGGAGGAUUGGGCCUCCCUUCGCGUGAGCCUGUUUCCCGGCUACAGCUAAUGAGUUUGGCCCGUCAGGAAGGCCGGGACACCCGGGCCCAUGGCUCUUCCGUCAGGGGUCUACCCAUCUGUGUUUUCUCUGGUAGCGCUUCUCCUUGAUGAGAGGGGCCGCCUGCGUACCUGCGUCCCUGAACGAUGACGGACGGCUGCUUCCAACAAUGAGAGCGUCUAAAAAUGCGCAUUAUUUAUGGGCCGAAUGCACAGAAAACGGUAUCCGCCUUUGAAGUCGAACUUGAUGCGUGAGAAGUGCAGCACGAAAACACAGUUUGAUCUCAGAGGAAAUACCUGCGCUUCGAAAGCGCGCGCGCGCACACACGCACGCACGCGCACGCACACACACGCACACACACACACGAGUAACGCGCAAAACAUUCAUUUGGCAUUACAAUGUCACAAAGCCAAAGCGUGCUAUUAAAAUAAUAAUAAACUAAAUACUUAGAUCCGAAUAUAAUUCGUUUUAAACAGAAACGUGUUAACGAUUUGCACCAGUAAAUAAUUAAAAGCAAUAAAAAUAGGCCUAGUAUGAAAAAAAUGUCCAUUUUAUUAUUACAUUUCCAUUGGUAUUUUUAAAGCCCGACAACAGUGUUUCCAUGCAAAGUCAGAUUAAAUGUAGAGAAUUAUCCAUUAAAUCUACAGUGAAUUUUUUUUUGAUUGUUACAUAAGUUAUGAACAAAUUAAAAAUAUAAAAAUAUUUUUUAAUUAUUUAAAAAUAUAAAAUGCCUAAAAAUCCACUUCUUUUCUAGCACAGUGACUGCAUUUAAAAUAAAACAGGCUUCUAAUGAACAACAAGAAGGAAUAAUAAAUUGGAUUUAAAAAAAAAAAAAAAAAUUGGAUGCAUCAGUAAAAAAACCCAACAUUUUAAGUUAAACUCAUUUGUAUAUAUAUAUAUAUAUAUAUACCCGCUGAAAGCCACACAUAGACAUUUCUACAUUUCUAAUAAAGCAAAGGCUCAGUAAAGCAACACUGCAUGAAAAAAAAAAAAAAAAAAAGACAUAGGGUCACAUCUGGAACAUCUGUUGUGACAAGCCUAUCUUUUGUGUACCUUUCUCUCGCUCGGCAAGUCCAAAGCCAGAAAAAAAAAAAAAAAAAGGUGGACCAACCAUGUGAAGACGUUUACCCCCAGUUUCACAUUCUCCCGCGUUUCCAGCGGCGCGUACGAAAACAAAUCACCGGCGCGCUUAUCUCGGACAACAGAAACGGUUUCAUUCCGAGCGAGCUUGCCAACAUGUAAAUAAUUUACUGCAACACGGCCGGCGUUGGGUUUCUCUCAUUCAGAGGCCCAUUUCCUCAGACCGUGAUUACCUGCGAUUAUUGCUAGUUUCCAAAACCUAACAUCCAUUCAUCCGGCCUUACCCAGAGGAUCCAGAAACACACGGCACGCGGGAUCCGUGAGCUGGCCGGGUGACCUCUGACCUCCGGCGCAACAGACAGGCGCGCGUCUGCCGUUCGGAAAGCCGCAGGUUUUCGUCAGCGGCCCGCGUCGAGGUUCUGCUUAUACCGACCGCUUAAGUGAUCUAUUAUUGACUUGGGAGGUAUUAGCCGAAGUCUUCAACCCGGCACGGCUUUGUUGUGCCCCCCUGUGGAGUCUAUAAAAGUAGGAAGCGAUUACCAAUCAGAGGUCACGGACAGAGGUACACGGCCGGGCGGACUGUGAAGUGAACUGUUUUGUCUUCCCCUCUCCGGCCGGCGACUCGCCCGCUGAUGUUUUUCCUUUAAAAGGAUGGCCUCUAAGUUCCCCGAGCUUCCUGUACCGUCUGAUGAGAUAUUCCAGUCUGGGUCGGUCCCCGGGGACGCGUGCUUUAUGGGGCAGAGCGGCUGUGGGCCGUUUGAAGUUGCAUGAAAUCCCAUUUAGCUUAGUACCGAGGACGGCUAUUAUUACCGCGGACGCUGACAAAAAGAUCCACUUUCGAACUCGACUAAUAUACGUGUCUGUUUUCGAUAAUCGGGUCGAGUUACUGCAAAAUAAAACAUCGUUUGAAAAACAACAGGUUUGGUUCGAAUCAAACGGUUUAGUUUAUUAAAGUAGGGUUGCACUUUAUUUUGAUAGUCCAGUUUAGACAGUCUGCUAACUAUAACUAUGUAACUACAUGUCAACUAAUACUCAUUAAUUUGAACUACAUGUCUACUAACUCUCUUAUGUUUGGUUUAGGGUUAGUAGAAUAAAUCGACAUAUACUUUCAAGUUUCUGAUAGUCAGUGUGCAGUGGACUCAUCGAAAUAAAGAUAUUAGUCUACUAAUACGCUGAUGAGCGCUAGGUGACACGUAGUUGCUUAUCGUUAGUGAGUGAGUUAUCAAUAUAAAGCGUUACCGGACACUUUUCAACAGCAAGGCAUUUAUUAGGGAAUAAAAAAAAAACUCUGGUCAUGGCUUAACGUAAGACUCACCAAAAGAAUCAGUUCGUUAAAGUCGAGAGUCAAACUAAACCGAUCGCCGUGUAUUGUUUUGUGAACCAAAAAGCAUUGGUAAAGUCACGGAACUGGUUCGUUGCUGCAACUCCAAUCUGGAAACGGUGUUAACGAUGCAAGAAGCACAAAUAAAAAAAGAAAAAGCGCUCUGGCGAGCGAGCCACGUUGUGCAAUAAACGCCAAAGUAACUAGUUCGUCUUUCGGGCCACAUCCGAACGCAGAGGUCGGCCUUGUCUUUAGGCUGAAAAUAGAGCUGCCUUCAUCAGCUCGUGCGCUUGAAGGGAGGAACGAAACCAAUCCCGCUCAAUGAAUCUUUCUAACAAACAGGGCUGUCCGCGGAGCCGAGCCCCCGUGAUUAACCCCGCGUGAUGUAUGCAGGUCAGUCCAGAGGGCAAUCUCAAACUCGGAGGCAGAUUUGGGAAAACAGCGGCGGAUUGCUUUGCCACUCAGGUGCGACUUUAAGAGCAAAUACACACCUACUGAAGCACAUCAGCCUGGGGUAAAGCAAACAGAUCGCAGGGGACGGUUUAAGACGAUAAAACACCUUCAGCUAACGACCGGCCUUGUGGAAAACCGCAACCAAACACGGCGAUGGAGAGCGUUUAAAUUAGCUGCCGUUCCGAUCGAUUUUGAAGCAUUUGACCAAUAAGAACGGCGACGGCUUUCUAAACGAGGCCGAGUUACAGCCAAUCACUUAGCAGCUUCCGUGAAAAAAGUCAGCGAUUGGCGACAAUCGGUUUUAAGGAUCUCGCAAACUAAUGUAAGGAAAAAAAAUGCACGGUGCAUUCAUUUUAACAGAAACUAAAGCGAUUCGAAUCUUCCAUUCUGACAUAAAACAAUGCAACCUGCUAGAUAUAAAUUAAACUGAUUAUUGAUUUCUGUCCUUACUUGACAACCUUUUACGCAAAUACAAGACUUCAUUAUAUCGAAAACGUAUUCUAUAUUCUCGGCCACUAAUUUAAGUGCUUUCAUGCAAAAAACAUAUUAGCACCAAGAUCAAGAACGUAAAUAAAGUCGGUAAUCUGCAACUAUCAGUUUGUAAGAAAUGGUAAAGCGGUCUUUAAAACUCAGCUUUGGCUAUAUAUAUAUAUAUAUAUAUAUAUAUAUAUAUAUAUAAACU
Messenger RNA from Puntigrus tetrazona (Sumatra barb), 7294 nucleotides. RefSeq names its product T-box transcription factor 1 (gene tbx1). NCBI's taxonomy places the organism in Eukaryota, Metazoa, Chordata, Actinopteri, Cypriniformes, Cyprinidae. Gene Ontology annotation, cellular component: nucleus. The record is from RefSeq and is a predicted model, not a curated record. Gene Ontology annotation, biological process: cell fate specification; positive regulation of DNA-templated transcription; regulation of transcription by RNA polymerase II. Gene Ontology annotation, molecular function: RNA polymerase II cis-regulatory region sequence-specific DNA binding; DNA-binding transcription factor activity, RNA polymerase II-specific. The transcript has 8 exons. The coding region runs from base 396 to 1955 and encodes 519 amino acids.